CCAACUACGUGUUACUUAGGCCGUUACAGCAAAAAUGAUGACAUUUAAUUUAGUCCAUGUUAAGAAGAAAAAUAGUUGUAUUACUUGCGAGUAAAUGGUCAAGCGAAAAGACUGAGAACGCUUAGUGUCCACAGGAAUUAGGUGUAAAGCAUACUUUCACUGGUGUUUACUGACUGAGAGCCCAUAUCGGGCUUUAUGUGCACCUCAUCAUAAACUUAUCUUCAGAAUGGUAAGCUCAACAUCUCGCAAACAUUUGAACAAUGGAGCUGUAACAGUGGCUGCACUCCUUCUUAUCACUGCCGUUUGCCUCGUUGCACCAGCGUUGCAUUUCCUAAGACGUUCAGUGGAUCCGAGAAGGUGCAAGUUCACGUGUCACUGAGCCAUGGCGAAGAGUUUUCUCGUGUUCACUCUCCAUCAGCUAUGUGGGUUAGAUCUAUAACCACACGUGGAUUUGACGUGUGUGUCCGUGAGACAGGCUCCGCAAGAAAUGAAAGUGGUGUCAUCAACUGGGUGGCAUUCCAAGAUAAUCCUGGGAUGAUACCCGGAAGUCUUGUUUUCAGCGGAAUCUGGACAACAGAAACAAAGUGUAACAAAGUGGACUUUUCACAAGGUUUUGGCCUUGGUCCUUACGUAUUUGUCUCCGCUAAGUACAAUCGUGAUACACAACCCAAUGACGCCAUGUAUGUUUGGUUGGAGAACGUUAAACGUGGAAGUUUCGAAGUGUGCAUACGGGAGUUCCUCCCUUUUGACGGACAACACCAAAAUGCAAUUGUGGACUGGUUUGCUUUUGAUGGAAAUGGCUCAGACCUAAAUUUUACUUUGAUGGGGGAAGCUGGGUUUGAAAACAGGAAUACUCCAAAAGUUGAGGACAAUUAUGGUUUCUGUCAGGAUGUGCAGUUCAACACUACUUUCUAUGCUUCACCAGUUGUGCUGGUUUCUGUUCAUCACUACUACAACCGUCAGCAGAAAAACCUCAUUCUACCGGAAAACAAUAUAGUCACAGCUUGGGUGGAGGAAAUUCGCCUCACAUCCAUGACGAUUUGUGUGAAAGAUUUAAGUGGAACAGGAAGUAAACAUGACCCUUUGUCUGUCUACUAUGUUGUGAUUGGAGAUAUUGAUCCAUGCCUUGGAGUGAAUUGUCCUUCAUUUGGAAUUUGCAAAACAUUUAGUGCCCACGAAUCUCGUUGUGUUUGUCACGAAGACUGUCCCUCGUAUCAAGAUCCUGUGUGCACCACAAAUGGAACAACAUAUGACAACCAUUGCUGGUAUAAGUUGAACUACUGCAAGGGACUGGAACAAAAUUCUGUUUACCAUCCAGGAAGCUGUGUAGGCUUCCCAAUAGUUCGAGACAAAGUGGAACUUCGAGUACCAAGAUGGUCGGAUUCCAGUUGUCAAACAGUGGUCUUCCCACCAUACCAUUUCUAUCCAGAAAAGCUGGUUCAAGUACAAAUUACCGUCACUCACAUGAAUUUGAAUGACUCAGAAAGAGUUCAUGACGCUGUUACGUCGUGGAUUGAAGAUACGAACACAUAUAACUUUACAGUUUGUGCCAUGCAGUCUGGAAGAAGAUCAAGGAACUUUAACCCGUUUGCAACAAUUGUUUGGGUGGCAUACCAAGGCGCGCCGCCCAACGGAAUGACGGGAAUUAUCAAGAUGCAAAAGUGGUGGUCUGGAACCAAGUGCGCAGAUGUGACUUUUUCAAAAGACAAGUUUAAGUCGACACCAGUAGUUCUUGUAACAGCUGAACAUCUGAGGACAGGUAUAGAAUAUGAUGCAGCUCUGAUCUGGACGGAGGAUGCGACCAAGGACUCUUUUAAAGUUUGUCUACGCGAAAUGCAGAACUUUGACGGAAAGCACGAGGACAUCAAUGUGAAUUGGAUGGCAUUUACCGACCUUCACAAGCCAUUCUUCAAAGAACGUGGUUUCGUCAAAUUUCCAAACACAAAUCCUCCAUUAGAUGAAAAUAACAAUGCCUACUGUCAGUUCGUACUGUUCGCCAAAAGUUACAACAGCACACCAUCAGUCCUAGUGACAGCCAAUCACCGCACAGACAAUGGAAAUUCAGCCCCAGUUCACAAUGGGAUUACAGCAUGGAUUGAGAACAUGAAUUCUACGGGAUUCAGAGCCUGCCUUAAAGAAUUGUAUGAAACCAGAUACGAACCCGUAUCAUUAAGCUAUGUAGUCUUGACGAACAUAUGUGAACCUGGGUGGAGCUAUUUCAAUGGUCACUGCUAUUUUACAAGUAAAACCUGUGCAAACUGGACUACAGCCUUGAGAAAUUGUCGAAAUGAAAAUUCAGCUAUUGCUGAUGUUGAAAGCAGCGAAGAAAACGUUUUCAUACAGCAUCGCCAUAAUGGAGAAAAAUCGUGGCUUGGCCUCAAUGACAGAUCAUCUGAGUGUAAUUUUACGUGGGUGGAUCGAGGAAGAGGGAAUUUUACAGCUUGGGCUAACAAUCAGCCAAAUAAUUUUAAAGAAGAGGAUUGUGUACACGCUCUUGGCAUAAAAUAUCGCUACGAAUGGAACGACGUAAAGUGCAGCGACUGUCAUAAGUACACUUGUAAGAAAGACCUAGAUGAAUGCAAUACAAACCUGGACGCAUGCAACCGUAAAGCAAGCUGCAAUAACACCGAGGGCUCAUACACAUGUCUUUGCGAUAACCCAUACCAAGGAGAUGGCUUUGAUUGCUCAUCAACCCUUGGCUUGUACUCCAGUAAUCCUGCUCAUUCCUGCAAGGAAAUGCGUGACUUAGGACUUUCUAGAAAAAAUGGAAGAUACUGGAUCGACCCUGAGAAAAAUGGCAACCCCUUAAAGGUUUUUUGCGAUAUGACAACAGACGGAGGAGGAUGGCUUCUUGUGUCUGAAGUGGUGGUUGACAGUUCAAACCAGCGCUUUCCAUUCUCGGUAGAGUCAUCAUACCGUGGAAUCAGUAAAUCUCAGAUGUUCCUCUCAAAUAAUGCCAUGCAGCAACUGAGACAGCAUUUGUCUUUCACUCAGUUGAGGUUCUACUGCUAAAAGCAGAGAACUUUCCACGUCAUGACGACAGCGAACAGCGCUGGUGAAGCAGUUGUCCAGUUUUUCAGUUAUCAAACCAAUACAAUGCCUCUCUCCUGUGGCUCGUAUGUGAAAAUGGCUGAUGAUAAUUCUUAUUUAGCUGGACAGUGCAGCAGAUGGGGAUAUGACAAUGCCUAUUUUGUAGGAAAAUGGAGUCAUUUGGGCUUGGGUAAUACAGCAAGGCUCUGUAAUCACCCUGCUUUUGUGGGGGGGGGGACAUAUCACUUUCUGCUGUCUCCAAAUGGCGGUAGGUGGGAAUGUGAUGAUUACAAUGUCGGAGUUUCCUCUGGGAACUCAUGGAAAGUCUUUGUUCGUUAGGGCCAGAAAACCUAGUAACCAACACGUACGAGUUUUACAAUUCAGACAUUUCAAAAGCCCCAUCAUAUAUGAUAAAAUAUAUGAUUUUUUUAUAGCCACAGUUUAUAAAAGUAAUGACAAUAGUUAUAAAAAUAAUGAUAACAAUAAUAAGAACAAUAACAAUAAAGAUAGAGUAAGAUAAGUAUUGCUUGAACUUGGUCAAAAUUGAGGGUUCUUUCAUUUCAAAUUUUAGCUACUACCCGAGUAAUAAUAAUAAUAAUAAUAAUAAUAAUAAUAAAAAGAUCAAAAUAUGAUCGGAAAAAAGGUUAGUCUUUUUAUGCAUCGAAAAAAACUCAGAUUCGAUUUAACAUUUCAUGCCGGUAAGGGUUCCUUUUUUGUUUCAAGUUUAGCUUCAUGUAUUCAUUGAAACCGCCUAAUAAUUCCUUGAACUCCCAUGAGUGACCAAGACAGAAUUUCUCCUUGCAAUCUUGAUACAAUAUCAAGCAGAAAAGUAUCGGGUUUAAAGAAAAAUAUCUAUUAAAGGAUUAUUAGUUGAUCCAACACCAAAUUCUCCAAACUGACAUUAUUAGAAUUGUCUUUCAGAAAGUAAGGAGAAUUACCAAUGAGAGCUCGGGAGUGAAAAGGUUAAGGGCCCCUUCGCCUCCGUUUCUUUGUUAGGAUUGUAAUGAAGUUUCAUUAAUGAGUGUAAUAAAUGAAAUCAGCUCAAUUUUC
Molecule: messenger RNA, 4080 nt
Organism: Stylophora pistillata
Lineage: Eukaryota; Metazoa; Cnidaria; Anthozoa; Scleractinia; Pocilloporidae
Molecular function (GO): protein binding; calcium ion binding
Source: RefSeq, a predicted model, not a curated record